Messenger RNA from Myzus persicae (green peach aphid), 1173 nucleotides. RefSeq lists its product as uncharacterized. The record is from RefSeq and is a predicted model, not a curated record. Bases 1 to 1173 code for a protein of 390 amino acids. Gene Ontology annotation, biological process: DNA replication, removal of RNA primer. NCBI's taxonomy places the organism in Eukaryota, Metazoa, Arthropoda, Insecta, Hemiptera, Aphididae. The transcript has a single exon. Gene Ontology annotation, molecular function: nucleic acid binding; RNA-DNA hybrid ribonuclease activity.
AUGAUUGACACAGUACACAACCUUGGAUUGAGAUUAGCCUCAGGUGCAUUCCGAUCAAGCCCUAUCCCCAGCCUGCUCAACAUCUCUUACACCCCACCCUUAAAUCUCAUAAGAAAAAAAAACAUCAUGCUUCUAUCUGCAAGACGAGCUCAGAACAACCUCGACAUUCAUCAUGGCAUCACAACUGAACUCCAAGACUCCAACUUUAAAUACUCUGACAUAAUCAACCAUGAAUGUCCGAUCACUCCCCCCUGGACUAUGGACAUCGACAUUAAUCUCAAAUUAUCUUCCCUACCUAAAAGCGAAACUACGCCAAUCAUAUACAAAAAUGAACUACAAUCAAUCCUUGAAGGAUAUCAAGACCAUAUUUGUUUUUUCACGGACGGAUCCAAAACGGAAACUGGUGUAGGCGCUGCAGUUACAUUCAACGAAACCAUACGAAUGCUCAAACUCAUUGACUAUUGUUCAAUAUACACGGCUGAAGCAUUGGCUAUUUCACAUGCUCUAGAUAUUAUAAAACAAGACACAAUAAACAAAUCUAUCAUACUCAGCGAUUCACUUAGCACACUCACAAGCAUCCAAAAUUUCUUCCAACCUAAUAGCAUUUCACAAAAAAUACAGAACCAGAUAUCAUAUCUCCAAACCAAUUCACAGACUAUCACCUUUAUAUGGAUACCAAGUCAUAUCGGUAUUCCCGGAAACGAAUUAGCAGAUAUAUGUGCCAAACAGUCCAUCUCAUCCCCACACUCUCUAGUCCUCUGCUCAUAUACAUUACAAGAUUCUAAAUAUUUCAUCUCUGAGUAUAUCCUUAAAAAUUGGCAACACACCUGGUCAACCCUUCGAACCAAACUAAACGAAAUCAAACCAAGCAUUCUCCCAUGGCCAACCAUCCAUCUUCCCAGACGCCAAGAAGUAAUUCUUAAUAGAAUCAGAAUUGGACACACAUGGUUAAUUCACAAACACCUAAUGACCAAAACGGACCCCGAACCUUGUCUCACUUGUGGUGAAAUUCCUUCAGUCAAACAUAUCAUAUGUUUCUGUCGAGAAUUCAAUGAUACUAGAACCAAACUCAAGCUAGCUGACAACCUUCAAGAAGCACUAGGACCCGAUCCAGACAACACCCAAAAAAUAUUCAUUUUCUUAAAACUUACUAAAUUAUACAACCUAAUCUAA